Molecule: messenger RNA, 2011 nt
Organism: Mus musculus (house mouse)
Lineage: Eukaryota; Metazoa; Chordata; Mammalia; Rodentia; Muridae
Gene: Cpvl
Product: carboxypeptidase, vitellogenic-like
Exons: 13
Coding region: 264-1718 (484 amino acids)
Biological process (GO): proteolysis
Molecular function (GO): serine-type carboxypeptidase activity
Source: RefSeq, a predicted model, not a curated record
AUCCUAAAGGCCAUGGAGUUGAAGAGCUUGGUUUAACAUAAUGUAUGACACAUGGGCUCCAAUGGUAACUUAGUGGUGGUUUAUUUAGUGGUGGUCGUUAUCUGACACAUACUGGUGAACAGCCUUGAUGAUUUACUACUUUGGCUGGAGCACAGCUCAUGUUUGUGUUCCUGAACACCAAGAGGACUCUCUUCCUCAAACCUGUUGUUAUGAUGGUUUAGACUGGAGCUUUCUAUGUGCCCUUCGUAUUCAUUCAAGUAGGAAUGUGUGGCCAACAAGAAAUGGUUCGUGCCAAGUGGAAGAUGGUUGUUUCACUGAUCUUGUUUAUGGUCAGCCCUGGUGAUGGACUGUUUCAUGCAGUAUACCGAAGUAUCCUUGUUUCCCAGUCCUUCAAGGGGGAUGCAGGACAGCCUCUUUUUCUUAGCCCAUACAUCAAAAACGGGAAGAUCAAGGAGGGGCAAAGGAAGAGCAUGGUCAGUCCGUUCCCUGGAAUGAACGACAAGAGUUAUGCCGGCUACAUCACGGUGAACCAGACUUACAACAGCAACCUCUUCUUCUGGUUCUUUCCGGCUCGGAUGCAGCCUGAGGAUGCCCCAGUAGUCCUCUGGCUUCAGGGUGGACCUGGAGGUUCAUCCAUGUUUGGACUCUUUGUAGAACACGGGCCUUAUAUUAUCACAAGUAACAUGACCGUUGUGGCCAGAGACUUCCCUUGGACCUUUACCCUUUCCAUGCUCUACAUUGAUAAUCCGGUGGGUACAGGCUUCAGCUUCACCGAUCAUUUCCAGGGAUACGCCACCAGCGAGGAUGAUGUAGCCCAAGACUUGUACAGUGCCCUGAUUCAGUUCUUCACGUUGUUUCCCGAGUAUGCAAAGAAUGAUUUUUACGUCACUGGCGAGUCUUAUGCAGGGAAAUAUGUUCCGGCCCUAGCACACUAUAUCCACUCCCUCAACCCCGUGCGGAAGUUCAAGAUUCGCCUAAAAGGAAUUGCCAUUGGAGAUGCAUACACUGAUCCUGAAUCGAUUAUAGGAGGGUAUGCGGCAUUCCUAUAUGAAAUUGGCUUGUUGGAUGAACAGCAGCAGAAGUACUUCCAGAAGCAGUGUAGCAAGUGCGUAAAAUACAUCAAAGAGCAGGAGUGGAUGAAGGCCUUUGAAAUCCUGGAUAAGCUGCUAGAUGGAGAUGUAACAACUGGUUCAUCUUUCUUCCAGAAUGUGACAGGAUGUACCAAUUACUACAACAUUUUACAGUGCACGGAACCCAAGGAGCAAAGUUACUUUGCAAAAUUCUUGACGCUCCCCCAAGUGAGACAAGCCAUCCACGUGGGAAACCAGAACUUCAGUGACGGUGCUGAGGUUGAGAAGCACCUGCGAGAGGACACAGUGAAGUCGGUGAAGCCCUGGCUGUCUGAGAUCAUGAAUUACUACAAGGUUCUCAUCUACAAUGGCCAACUGGACAUCAUCGUGGCGGCUGCCCUGACAGAGCGCUCCUUGAUGGCCAUGGACUGGAAGGGAUCCCGAGCAUACAGAAGGGCACGUCGAAAGGUCUGGAAGAUCUUCAAAUCGGAUAAUGAAGUGGCUGGUUAUGUGAGGCGUGUGGGCAAAUUCCAUCAGGUAAUCGUCCGAGGUGGAGGACACAUUUUGCCCUAUGACCAGCCAAUGAGAUCUUUUGAUAUGAUCAAUCGCUUCAUCUAUGACAGAGGAUGGGAACCUUAUAAUUCAUAAGAUACUUUCCUGAAACAGGAGUCUCAAUCACAAAAUAAUAUUGUUUAAAAAAAACUAAAUAUAUCAUGUAAAUUUAAAAUUUAUCAUUUUUAUAUUUUCAAGGUACUUUUUAGUCAAUAAAAGUUUCCCUGAAACAAGUGACCUUUUGAAUGACAGUUAGGGAUCAUGAGCACACUUAAGUGAAAAUCAUGUGUGUUGAUUUAUGGGAUGAAAAAAAAUGGGGUCUGAGGCACUAAUGGAAUAUCUAAUCCCUUCCAGGGCAGAAAGUGCAAUAAAUUGAUAGACUCAUAACA